GGGAUCUGAUGGGAACCUCGCACCCAAUUUGGGGAAUCGGAAAAAGAGCCGGACAAAAGCACCCAGCUUCCGUCAUCGCCCACUCCGGACCGCGUUAGGCACUGCUGCACCUCUGCCGACGGUUGCAGCUCCAUUCCAUCGGUGGUGGUGGACUUCUCCGCUUCUUCUUUUUCUCUGCCUCCCCCCACCCACUCCCACUGUUGUCAUUGCGCUUCCUCCUCUUCCGUUUCCCGUCUUUCGACCUUCUACCGAGAGUGCGUGCGGAACAACAAAUGACCGGGGGCCUCGUCGUCGUCGUCGGCGGCGGCGGUGGCAGUGGCGGAGGUGGAGUGAACCCAACGCUUGUGAGAGUCAUCCUGGCGGUGAUGGCGCUUGGCCUCGCCGGCUACAUCGUUGGACCCCCGCUCUACUGGCACCUCGCCGAAGCCUUCGGCCGUUCCUCUCCCUGCCCCCCUUGCGCCGCCUGCGAUUGCUCCUCUCAGCCCCUCCUCUCCCUCCCCCAAGAGCUGAUCAAUGUGUCCUUCACAGAUUGUGCAAAACGUGACCCAGAGGUCAGUGAAGAAAUGGACAAGAAUUUUACUGACCUUCUCGCAGAGGAAUUGAAGUUGAGAGAGAAAGAGUCAACUGAUGCUCAACAUCGUGCUGAUGUGACACUGCUCGAGGCAAAGAAGUUGGCAUCACAGUAUCAAAAGGAAGCCGACAAGUGCAACUCAGGGAUGGACACUUGUGAGGAAGCUCGGGAAAAAGCUGAAGCGGUACUGUUAGAACAAAAGAAAUUAACUAUGAUGUGGGAGCAAAGAGCUCGGCAGCGUGGAUGGAAAAAAACCCAUGCUUUUCAAAGGUGAUGAUGUUCCAUGUUUUGGUGCAAUAUCUUAGCUCUUACUAUCAAAUGUAUUGCUUGUUGUAGCCAAAGAAAUCUGAAAUUAUCCAUACAAGUUUAUUUCUUGAUGAAAAAUGCACUAGAAAAUAUGUGGUCACAAAUCAUUAAAUAGAACAAGAUCUGUCACAAAUUUCAUUAGCUGGAAGAUGAUCGAUUACAUUGUGAUUUAGUUCUUGGCAUAACAUCCCAGUACUCAACAUUGUUUUUUCU
Musa acuminata AAA Group (dessert banana) is the source of this 1090-nucleotide messenger RNA. RefSeq lists its product as uncharacterized. NCBI's taxonomy places the organism in Eukaryota, Viridiplantae, Streptophyta, Magnoliopsida, Zingiberales, Musaceae. Bases 273 to 845 code for a protein of 190 amino acids. The record is from RefSeq and is a predicted model, not a curated record. The transcript is spliced from 3 exons.